Messenger RNA from Aspergillus glaucus CBS 516.65, 204 nucleotides. RefSeq lists its product as uncharacterized. The transcript has 2 exons. Bases 1 to 204 code for a protein of 67 amino acids. NCBI's taxonomy places the organism in Eukaryota, Fungi, Ascomycota, Eurotiomycetes, Eurotiales, Aspergillaceae. The record is from RefSeq and is a predicted model, not a curated record.
AUGAAGGAGAAGCCAGUCAAGACCAAAAAAGAAGACGACGAAAAGGAAUCACCCGCCUCCAUGUCAACCCUCAAAAAGCGAACUCGCGAAAGGAGUGAAAGGAUGGAUGGAGACGACGCAGACGAGCGGGAAUACCUCACCAAGAGGAACAAAAUCGAGGCAGACGCUCUCAGGGAGAUUGAUAUAUGUCCUUACACCCACUGA